AAAACUAACCAAAGCGUACGCUUUCCCCAUUUCAGCGCAUAAACCCUAGACCUUCUCUCUUUUCCACACAGCUAUAGAAAUCGAACCACCACCACUACAGCGGCGCAGUCUCAUCCAGCACCACCAAGGUGGCGCGGCCUUCUCCAGCAGUGUAGGGGUACAAUCUAAUUAAAGGUUCAAAUCUUCGACGCCGUCGAGCCAAGUACGACAAACCCUUCCAUCUCCAGCCCUAAUUAAAUAAAGUCGAGGUUUGAAACCAAACUCUUCCUCAGGAGGAUAAAUGGGGCAAUUCGGUCUUGUGAAUGCCAGUUCUCCUAUCUUCUUCGGGUAGCGAGACAGAGAUGACUAAGUGACAUAUGGAAUAUGGCAACGACAACAACAUGUCGUAGAAGGAGAUAAAAGGUGAAGCUAACGACCCACUAAGACUAACCUAUCUACAACUAAAUCCCCAAGCGGUAGUCAAACGGGGGACGUGAAUGCGAGAUGUCAAUGGAAUGAUCGGACGAACAGAGGCUAGGGCUGCUUCCUUCCCACCGCGUCCUUCCUUGUGUGUCAGAGAUAUAAAGCGAGUGCACCGAAAAAGAACGGGAACCCCUUUUACUAAUAGAGAUCUGAGUAGCUGAGAUAAGGAAGGAAUUUUCUGGUCACUGUUCUGGAGAAUCCUAAGUGGGUGAAGAGUAUGAGAUACAAUUUUGAGGAGGAGGAUGGUGGCCGUCAAUCCGAAGAUGUCGAAUGGCUACCCUUACAACACCACCCUGUCUUUUCUACUCCCCCGGAUAGGGAUAGGGACAGGGAUUCCUCCACCUUCACAGUGCCCAAAAAUCUUUUAGCUUGGGAUGGAGCUUCUCGUCUCUACUUUUGGGACUCUUACAGAACCUGUCUGCAUCGACUCUCUGUUGUAUUGGGCGAACCAGAUCCUACUUCCCUCCUUGCAGCUUCUCCUUCAAAGGUACUGCAAGCUGAUGUGCAGUUGAAUUUUGAGGUUCAGCGAAUUUCCAUUAACAGAAAUGGAUCAACACUUUUCCUAGUUGGCUUGGAUGGUUUAUACGUCAUGUAUCUCUAUGGAAGGACUUCGACGAAAGAAAAUACAAUUAUUUGCCGGACAGUUUUAGUUGGUUCAGAGAUCUACUUUGACAGAAACAGCCCAAUACGCACAUUGAAGGUUUGUUGGCACCCUUACAGUGACACCCAUCUUGGAAUUCUCUCUUCAGAUUCGGUUUUCAGGGUUUUUGAUUUGUCUUUGGCCCUUGGCCAGCCAGAGCAGGAGUAUUAUCUACAGCCCGUGGAGCCUGGCAGUUUGCACAAUGCUACAGCAAUCUGCCCUGUCGAUUUUUCUUUUGGGGGUGAUCAUAUGUGGGACAGGUUCAGUGUUUUCGUCUUGUUUAGUGAUGGCUCAGUUUACAUCCUAUGUCCUGUUGUUCCAUUUGGAAGUGUGUACAAAUGGGAAUCUGUACUGGAGUUAUAUAGUGAUGCUCACAUGUUUGGUCUGAAAUCAGCGAAUUCAAAAGCUGUGAUAAACUCAAAUUUGGCAAUCUCUUGGUUGGGAGCAACAUUUCCUGAACUAACUCAGAAAGAAGUUCAUACAGAAAAUGUUUCUGUUCUUAGAGCUCAGCCUUAUGCUUUAUUUGAUGCUGCAAUCUCAUUACAGGGACCCUUACGUAAAGUAAGUCACGGCGUUGAAGAUGACUCAGUUCACCCUCCAGUUUGUGAAGGGCGUGCUGUCAGUUUUCUUUAUGAUUUAGUUAGCAAAGAUUCUAUCCUAGUAACUGCUUGGAGUGGGGGGCAGUUGCAGAUAGAUGCUUUAGCUGAUGAAGUACAGCCUAUCUGGAAGGUUGGUAGUCCACCUCGGGUAUGUCUGGAUUCAACUGAUAGUAUAGUUGGCCUUGCAAUGAUUUGCGAGUCAUUGUCAAGUGACACCUCCAUUUUGAAGCUUGAUCUGCCACCAGGUCAUACUCUAUGGUUGGGGCAUCCACCUCCUCUUUUGAGGUUGGCUAUCGUGGAUUUAGCUCUGCCCAGAAGAAGUGGUUCUGUUUUAUCAAUGUUUGUUGAUCCCAUUAUUUCAGAAAGAAUAUAUUGCCUUCAUGAUGGAGGAAUUGAUUCAGUAGUGUUGCACUUUUUGCCUUUCACUAAUCCGACUCGUGGCAAGGAAGACAUGAUGAGAAGUCCCUCUGUGCAUCCCGUUCUUAGCACUUUCCAAGGAGAAGCAUCCUCAGCCACCCCAGUUUCUGGUUUCUUAGCUCUAUCAGAUUCUUUUGGAGAUUCAUGGAUUGUGGGUCUUACCCCUUCUAAUGAGUGUAUAGUGGUUGAGAUGGAGACUUGGAAUACACUUCUUCCCCCAAUUAUUGAUAAGGCUGACAAACUCAUAGGUGCAGAAGUGCCAAAAGAUACAGAUAUUUCUACUAUCAUAAGCAAAGAGCUCCUUACUGGGCCCAGGGUAGUUCUUUUGCCCCCUUCUUCACCUCAUUUGUGCUCAGUUGCUGCGGAUUCAAUUGAAGGCCGAUCAACCCUUCAUCAGUAUUUCAAGCUUUUUCAUGAAAACUAUGUGGAAUAUGCCCACAAGGUGUACUUUGAGCUUCAACAUCAUGCACCUCAUGUAAAAAGGAUCAUUGAUGACCAGCAUUCUCGAUUAUGCAAAGCACAGCAGAAGAUUUUGGAAGUUGAAAGGAAACAGGAAAAGAUAGAGGAUCGUGUUGAGCAUGCAGUUCGGUUUCACAGUGAGCUAGAAGAGCGCUUGCAAAGCCUGAGACACCUACCGGCAGCACAUAAGAGAUCUCUAUCCAAAGCUGAACGAGAGUUCAAGUCUGAACUUGACAGAUUUAGUGGAGUGGAAUUGGAUGCUCUACGCUCUUCUAUUGGAGCAGUAAAUGCCAGGUUGAAAAGAUACGCACAUUCUCCACAGGCCAACCGAUCAAAUGAACAGCGACAACUAUCAGUGAGGAGAAAAAGCCAUGUUCAAGAAAAUGAAAUGUCACUGCUUAAAGCAUUACUUGAAAAGCUCUCAGUCGUGAACAGUGAAAAUGCUAAGAAGGUUAAAGUUGUUGAAUCGGCUCUGAAAUGCCGCGAAAUAGGCACUUCAUGAUAUCACACCGGUUAUUACCCUUAACUACAUAUUUGGGAUUGCAUGUUGAUGGUGUGUGAGGCUGGAUCUCUUGGAUAGAAGUCAUCUGAUGCUCUUACAACUGCUGUCUGCUUUGAACUGUUAUAUUGAAAUGAUCCAAACACAACAUUAAACAAGUUAUAAAAUCUGUACAGUAGCUACAUACUAAAUGCUGUAUAAGUUCAAAAAACUAGAAAGAUUUGACAUUGAGAAACAAAAAAGACACAUGGGCCGUAUCUGUUAUGAUCAUGCAAGCAAUGCAACCAUUAUCAGGGAAA
This is a messenger RNA of Solanum dulcamara, 3375 nucleotides long. Its product is annotated as nuclear pore complex protein NUP88. Gene Ontology annotation, biological process: ribosomal large subunit export from nucleus; ribosomal small subunit export from nucleus; protein import into nucleus. Gene Ontology annotation, molecular function: structural constituent of nuclear pore; protein binding. Gene Ontology annotation, cellular component: nuclear pore. The record is from RefSeq and is a predicted model, not a curated record. NCBI's taxonomy places the organism in Eukaryota, Viridiplantae, Streptophyta, Magnoliopsida, Solanales, Solanaceae. Bases 680 to 3079 code for a protein of 799 amino acids. The transcript has 14 exons.